GGAGGGAAGUGAACGAGACACGGGAGACGUUGUUGGGUUUUAACAUGGUCAACUACCGGGCCUGUAAGAACCUGUGGAAGGCCUGUGUGGAGCACCACACCUUCUUCCGUCUGGACCGGCCCGUCCCGCCGCAGAAGAACUUCUUCGCCCACUACUUCACCUUGGGCUCCAAGUUCCGCUACUGCGGCCGGACAGAGGUGCAGUCGGUGCAGUACGGCAAGGAGAAGGGCAUCAAGGACCGCGUGUUCGCCAGGUCGCCCAGCAAGCCACUGGCCAGGAAGCUGAUGGGCGGGACGGACUGGGAGACGGUCAGCCGGAACUCCCUAUCGGACGAGCGGCUGGAGACCCAGAGCCUGCCCACGCGCUCGCCGCCCGGAACGCCCAAUCACAGGAAGUCGAUGUUCGCUCAGGAGGGGACGCGCACGCGGCCAUCGUCCGUCGGCCACCUGGUGGACCAUGUGAUCCACACCUCGCCCAGCCUGCCCGUGUUCUCCAAUCACAAGUCUGCCUCCUCCACCCAGGCCAACAGCAUCAGCCUGGACUCCAGCCCCUCUCCAGAGACGAUGGACGGCCCACCCCCGGCCCUCCCCCCCAAGCAGUCGAGGAAGAACAUGAGCCAGAUAAUCCAGGCCCACUCCCAGCAGAGUCUCCUUGACAACCACAUCAACGAGAUGUAUGACGUCCCCGUGGCAACCGACAAGACCACGCUGAACGGUGUUGUUCCUCAUGACAAUCUGGUCCUGAUCAAGAUGAGGCCAGACGACAACGGACGUUUCGGCUUCAACGUCAAGGGAGGUGCGGAUCAGAAGAUGCCCAUCAUCGUGUCCCGGGUGGCCCCGGGGACGUCGGCGGACUUGUGCGUCCCCCGUCUGAAUGAGGGCGAUCAGGUGGUCCUCAUCAACGGGCGGGACAUCUCCGACCACACCCACGACCAGGUGGUCAUGUUCAUCAAGGCCAGCUGUGAGAGCCACUCUGGAGAACUCAUCCUGCUGGUCAGACCCAACGCAAUCUACGAUGUAGUGGAGGAGAAGGCCGACUCGGAGCCAGACUUCCAGUACAUCCCAGAGAAGUGUCCCCAGGACCCAUCCCAUCUGGACCAGGACGCCUGGAGGGACUCCAUGGCCACCCUGAGGGAGGGGCUGGCCAGCGGAGCCAUACUGGCCCAGUUUGACCAACUCUACAGGAAGAAGCCCGGGAUGACCAUGUUGUGUGCCAAAUUACCUCAGAACAUUUCAAAAAACCGUUACAGAGACAUCUCGCCCUAUGAUGCCACUCGGGUCAUAUUGAAAAGCACAGAUGACUACAUCAAUGCAAAUUACAUCAACAUGGAGAUCCCUGCGUCGAGUCUGAUCAACCGGUACAUUGCGUGCCAAGGCCCUCUGCCCAACACAUGCCCAGACUUCUGGCAGAUGACGUGGGAACAGGGCUCCUCCAUGGUGGUCAUGCUCACCACGCAGGUGGAGAGAGGACGGGUCAAGUGUCAUCAGUACUGGCCCAACCCAGACUGCAGCGCCACCUACGGCCCCUUCCAGGUGGCCUGUCACGCCGAGGAGGGCAACUGUGCCUUCCUGGUCAGGGACAUGACGCUCACACACCUGGAGAGCGAGGAGAGUCGCGAGCUGACUCAGAUCCAGUACCUGGCCUGGCCGGACCACGGGGUUCCGGACGACUCCACAGACUUCCUGGACUUUGUGACGCUGGUGCGGAGCAAACGAGCCGGAAAGGAUGAGCCCAUGGUGGUCCACUGCAGUGCGGGGAUUGGUCGGACGGGAGUGCUCAUCACCAUGGAGACGGCGUUGUGCCUGAUGGAGUGCGGUCAGCCUGUGCAUCCUCUUGACAUCGUCCGAACCAUGAGGGACCAGCGGGCCAUGAUGAUCCAGACCCCUAGCCAGUACAGGUUUGUGUGUGAGGCCAUCUUGAAGGUGUACGAGGAGGAGCUGAUCAAGCCGCUGAAGGCAAACUUCUACCAGAGAGAGACUGAAGAAGACGAGCAACAGCAUGAGGAGGAGGAGGAGGUGGUGGAUUUGAUGGAGGAGCAAGAGGAAGAGGAGGUGGAGGACGCUAGCGUUGCUAGUGUGACCAGCGUUACCAGCGUGACCAGUGAAAACGGCUUGACCCCUGACCCUUGACCCUUUGGACCUGACCCUGGGGUCGCCCGUGAGGGUCCUUGGAGGCUGGACCAGCAGAGAGAACAAAGCACUGUUGCACUUUACACCGAAAAACAAACAACAGAAAGUCAUUGACUAAAGAAUCCUACUAUGUUUAAUAGUUACCAUUAGGGACAUUGUGUUCAGGUUAACGAAACAAAAAAAAGAGUACGUACAUUUAAAAAACAAUAAAAAAACAUGGAAUUGCUGUAGUGCCAUAAGUAAGAAGGGCAGAGGAGGGAGUAAUAGAUGGAUUGAUAGAUGAAUGGAUGGAUGGAUGGAGGGAGUGUUUUUAAAUGAGGUUCCCCCCUCAGUGAGUCUGCUAGACGGACAUGCCUUUUUACUCAAUGUCCUUCUAGCUGAUUGAGAAAUAACCCUAUCUUUUUUUCAAAGAGUAUUUAUUGUGAUUUAGUUUGUGUCAAACCCUGUCCACGGAACAAAAGUGUGUUAGUACGAGUCUAGCUUCAUGCUUUCCAAACAAAAUCAUAGUUAGAAAAGUCGUGGUGUGAUUAUUUUAUUUCUUCUUUUACUUAGUGGAAAAAAUGUGUUUUUAAUUUAUUGUUCUUUUUGUUUUGCUUUCUUGUUGAAUUUCUGACAUUAGACAGACACCUAAGAGCACUUUGUCUAACCCAGGCUAACUCUGAGGCUGUGAACAUGCUACAUUCUGGUACUUGCAAUGAUCAGCCAGAUGCCAUUGAUUGGCAAUGGAUGGACUCAUUGGCAUGACCAAUACGAUGGUAUGCGGUUAGCGUAUCGUAGCUUUGUCUGGGUUUUGAGCAGGAGGAUCAAAACUAUCUCCCAGAUAAAUCAAGCUUAAGAAUGGGAAAUACUGACCUUUCAUUUCUGCUUCUCACAGUUUUUUCUUUGCGUGUCUGUCUUUUUAGAAUGUGGAGAACACAAGCCAGCAACACUUAAGAGUAUUCGACUAAUAAUCUCUCCUGUUUUUUGAUAAUUAAAAUGGUACUUUUAAGGUUUCAAGGCACAUUCUUUUGUUUUGUUCUUAUUGGAGAUGAUAAUCGCCUAGAAUGAUAAAGGUACAGACUGCUGGGCAUUCAUAGUACAAGACUGAAUCAGUACAUGUUUCAUUCUAGAACAUCAGGCAACACGAGUGCUUAUUUUGAUUACUAGCUCCUGAAAUGGAGCAGGUUGUUACUAGUUUCAGGUUCCCUCCUCAUGGUGGAGGCUGUUUCUUGCUUUGUUCUAUUACCUGUUGCCAUUCAGGCUCAGUAGGUGAGGCAGUGCCACCCUCUCCAAUGCACUCUACUGCACAACCAAACUGCCAUGUCUGUCUGUCUGUCUGUCAGAGAGAGUGUCUUAAUGCCUGUGUGUGUAUGUGUUCAUGUGCAGCCAUUUGUAUAGUUCUGUGAUGUGUGUGUGUUUGUGAUGCAGCAGUUUCUGUUGUGUGUUAUUUGGUGCUGCUAUGGCUGUGGCCCAUCAUUAUGUAAACAUUAGCUCUCCCUUCCCUCGUGAUAGAAGUUAUCAUGGUACCAUGUUAGCUGUCUGGAGAUAGCCUGCCUGAAAACCUGAAUCUUUGUGACUUAUCAUCCCAAACAUGCAGAGGGCUUAACAGCCCCGCCCCCCCCCCCCCCCCCCCCCCACCCCUCAGCUUGGGUUCCAUCGAAUGGACUCAUUCUGUUUUUAUUCAAUCUUCCAGAAUCAUCCUCUCCUUUGAUCACAUCAAUCCCAUUUUCUCUCUUACAGUGAGCCUCAAAUGGCAAAUGACACAUCUAUAGACAACUUGGGGAUAUCAGGGCCAUCUAAUGUAAGCGCUCAUGUCUGGUGUGGAUCUUUGUUCAGUGUGUUGUGGUAUUGGAUAAUGGAGUCGUUUUGGGUCAAUAUGGUAAAAUAUCUAUGGAUGAGGAGAAAGAAAAGGGGGUUUGAAGGGAGGUUGAGGCUGGUUGAUUUCUAUUUUUGGAAUAUAAAAGGAACCAGUUCUUGCCUCUUGGGAAAGGUCAGCACUUUGCAGGUGUCGGAGUAGCAGUUAGUGUUACUGCAAACAUCAGAGACAGAAAGUGAUGUUUUAUUUUUAUUUUAUUUGUUUUUAAGACACCUGUAGGGAACCAAACUUCAAACUACACAGUGCCACUUGUUAAUUUUGUGUAAAUAAUUCUAGACCAUGUAAAUACAAUGUUGUAUAUGAAAAAAAUCUUUAAAAUAAAAGGGAAAAUCAUU
Hypomesus transpacificus is the source of this 4319-nucleotide messenger RNA. RefSeq names its product tyrosine-protein phosphatase non-receptor type 4-like. Bases 45 to 2129 code for a protein of 694 amino acids. Gene Ontology annotation, molecular function: protein binding; protein tyrosine phosphatase activity. Gene Ontology annotation, biological process: protein dephosphorylation. The record is from RefSeq and is a predicted model, not a curated record. The transcript has 18 exons. Lineage: Eukaryota; Metazoa; Chordata; Actinopteri; Osmeriformes; Osmeridae. Gene Ontology annotation, cellular component: cytoplasm; cytoplasmic side of plasma membrane.